AUUCAGUAGUUCCUGUAUCAAUGUAAAAUACGGAGAAAAAACUUAAACAAUGGAGAGAAAUAUAUCACCGACAUUUCGCAAGUGGAUGAAGAAGUCGACACAGGAAGAAUUUGGGAGUGUUAUUGAAAAGGACUUGACAGAGGAUCAGGAUACUUUAGAGAUUGCUCAAGAAAUUAUUAAUUCCAAGGAAAUGACAGAUUUCUUAACUACAAUUAAAAUUGCCUAUCAUCAACAUCGUGACACAUUAAGAUUCAGUACUGAAUUAGCUGGAGAAUCUCGUCCACAGACGUCAAUGUCAUUAAGCAGUGAUUUAUCUUGCGACGAAUGGAACGCGUUAAAAUAUCUAACUGAUCAGUACAGUUACAUAAUCAAUAAAAUCAGCUGCGAUAAGCCUGUUCACGUUAGACUAGCUGGAUAUGAAACGCUUUUAAAGAGUGAAUUGACUAAUGCUGCGACUUCGCAAUCCUGGGAUGUUUUAUUGAAGACAUUGAGGGAUGGCAUAGCCGAUGGAAGUAGAGCUAUCUUUGAUUCAAGCUUAAAGGUUCAUUCUAAACUGUUAAACACUCCUCAGUCCCAGGAGGUAUAUACGAAUUUAAUAAGUGCAUUCAAUGCACAAUAUCAUUCAAAGAAAUUGUAUGAAGUACUGCCAAGCUUAACAACUGGUAUAAAUUUCAAGAUAUUCCUGCAUGAAAAGCUCUGUCGCAUAAUGAACUUGAUAAUCCGACAUCAAGAGGAAAUUUUAAAGGGAGUUAGAAACGUGGACAAAACCCUAGAAGAAAUGAUUGAGCAGUUUAUAGUAUUUUUGAGUUCGCAAGCCUUUGGCAAUUCCAUGCAAACUAAUAUACUAAAUACGUUACAUGUCGUUUCCAUUUUGGAACCUCAAGCUAACUGGAGCAAAAAGUGGAUUCAUAGUUUAGCAACCAGAAAAACUUUAAUGGCAGCAUUGGCCAAGUCUCCUAGCUUGAUACAACACAUAUUAAUGUAUGUAAGAAAUGGAUUGACAGAUACGCCAACGUUAAUAUCAGUAACUAUUGUUGAUGAGCCAGCAGAACUUUUAAUUUCUGGCGAAACAGUUAAAACAAUGACUUAUCUUCAUUGCCUAAGUCUCUUAGGGCAGCUAUGUAGCAACUCAGCUGGCAGAAAACUGUUAACAGAUACUCAAUUGGAGCAGCCAUUUUUGGUUUCAGACUUUAUACUAGCUUUGUUAGAUUCCUUAAAUAUCCUGGCUGCUAACAAUGCACCUCAUGGUAGUUAUCAGACAUCUUGCAAUGUUCUACGACAAGUAUUAGAUACUUCAGAGAUUCAGUACGAUGCUAGAUUUUAUCAUCUUACAUUAAAUCCGUUAUUGAGACCUGUUAAGAACGAGCCAAAAAUUUGGCCCCACACAUUAGAUAUAAUGACCCACAUGCUAGAUACCAAGGAAGGAUUUUACUUUAUGACUAACGAAUAUCGCAAAGGAUCAGCCAGUUUGCAAUUGGAGAAUUCUAAAAUUAUCUAUCCAAUUGUUGCAGUUUUAGAGUAUACUUGUAACCUGAUUAGACAACCCUUUUCUGUCAUGAACGUAGAGCAUGUGCUUGCAAUGUUUAAAUUCUUAGAGAAGGUAUUUGAGUAUCAUGACAUCUAUACUGUUGUUCAGGAUACCAUAAGAAAUUUAUUUUAUCCUGUUAUUACGUAUUUGUAUAACAAAAUGGAUAAGUAUUAUGUUGAAAAUGAGAAGAGGAACCAACUUUUAGAUAGCGCAGCUAAAAGUAUGCUACUCAAAAUUACAACAAUUCCUCUGGGUUUAGAAAUGUUGGCUAAAGAAAAAUUAGUUUUUGAAGAUCUCAUUAGAGGAUCGCUGACCCCAUUACGAAUCUCGUGGAUUUCCAAUGAUAUUAUGGCUUUCACAACGUCAGCUGCUUUAUUAAAUCCUGGAUAUAAAAUUGUUUUCAACGUAGCACCUCAUGCACUAUCACCUAUCUUAUCUGAUGUUUGCAAAACAGUGGAGGAUCCCCUGCUCUUUCAUGAUCCCUGGGAUAAUUUCAAAGUCAAACAAUUUUUGCAUAUAUUGAAACUGAUCUCUUUAAACACCAAAUGUUUCAUUGCAUUUGUGACAAAUACACAUAGUACCGAUGAUACUGAUGAUGAUAAUCAACCUACAGGAUUGUGGGAAUUGAUGCAACAUGCAGUAAAUUUUUAUUCGACUUAUCACUGUCUGGGAUUAUUAACAUUGAAAGAGAUUAUGUGGAACAUGGACAUUUAUAUUUAUUUACAGAAUGCUCUAAACAUUCAGAUGGAAUUGCUCAAGCUACAAGGGCACUGUGCAAUUCAAAUUGAAGAGGAGGGUCAGUUAAAAACGGUAUAUGCACUUGAUGAAUGUAGUUUUCUCAGACAUGAGAUUUUACUAAGCUCUUAUUAUAUGAGACCAAGGCAAAUGGAAAAUAUAGCUGAAUUGCAAGAAUGUACAUUAUUCUCAAAGUUACCACCGCCAGAAAAGUAUCAUGAAACUAGAUCACUGCAAAAUAGAUCUUCACAUUCUGAGCUCAAUAGAUUUUUACAGGAGAGCAAGCCUGGUUUGAGGGACAAUAAUUGGGUGACUGAGGCAAGAAGAGCUCAUAGAGAUUCGCGAGGUCCAUUUAAAAGUUCUGUAAUAAUGGAUUUAUUGGAUGAGAUGCAAAAAGCUAUUCCAAUGGCAGAAUGGACGGCAGACUUUAAAUGGCCAACAAUUAAGCAGAUCGAAGGAGAUUUAUGGUCUCCUGAGGAGAAUCAAGGAGUCAAAUUGACUUUACAUUAUGCAGAGCAAAAUCAUCUUUUGGAAAGCAGUCCACAUAUUAAAGAAAAUAUGAAAAUAUUCUUUCGCAGUGCACACAAUUUUGUUCGGUAUAAAAGGCCUGAUAAAUUUCAAGGAUUCGAUUGGUUUUUGGCAACAGUAUUUAUCAUAUGUAAUGGAAACAUGGAAAAAUGCAAAACAUUCAUUACACAAAUUGUUAAAUUUCCAUCUACAGCUUUUGUCUGGUUGGCACUGGGUAAUUUCCUUAAUCAAAAUAAGGAAAUGCAAAUAAACACAGAAUUCAUAUUAGCGCAUUUGUUAGAAGGCAUAGUUGGUAAUGAGUUUCCUGCCAUCAAAUACACACUCAAGAGUAACUGCGGAAUUGAUUGGUGGAUGAUAUGUAACAAAUUAUUAUCUCAAUGCUUUUGGGGCAUACUCCCUUGGAGUGAAAUCAUUAACUUUUUUGCAAUUCUCAUCUUAUAUCCCUCUGAUUACAUAGUAUAUUAUUGUACGUCAUUACUGAAUCAUUGCCAUGAAAUUAUAUUGCACGAUAUCGCAAGCAACAAAUUGUGGCCUGAAUCCAUGAUCCUGGAGGAUUAUCGGUGCCACAAUCAAUUAGCAUUUAUGGAUCGUUUAGGAAAAAGACAUAGGAACAAAGUUCUACCUAUAAUGAGCCUGCAAGAUUUGAAUAUGUCAAUAUAAGGAUAUUUCUAAAAACAAAAUUGUUGUAAAGUAAAUAUAAAAAGCCUAUCGUUCC
Molecule: messenger RNA, 3506 nt
Organism: Cephus cinctus (wheat stem sawfly)
Lineage: Eukaryota; Metazoa; Arthropoda; Insecta; Hymenoptera; Cephidae
Product: protein broad-minded
Exons: 8
Coding region: 50-3451 (1133 amino acids)
Source: RefSeq, a predicted model, not a curated record